Aspergillus welwitschiae is the source of this 360-nucleotide messenger RNA. RefSeq names its product small nuclear ribonucleoprotein E. The record is from RefSeq and is a predicted model, not a curated record. Gene Ontology annotation, molecular function: RNA binding. The coding region runs from base 1 to 360 and encodes 119 amino acids. The transcript has 2 exons. Gene Ontology annotation, cellular component: U5 snRNP; U1 snRNP; precatalytic spliceosome. NCBI's taxonomy places the organism in Eukaryota, Fungi, Ascomycota, Eurotiomycetes, Eurotiales, Aspergillaceae. Gene Ontology annotation, biological process: mRNA splicing, via spliceosome; spliceosomal snRNP assembly.
AUGACCGGUCGUGGAGGCGGUGGAGCCGCUCGCAAGACCCUGCUUGCGCCGAUUCAUUUCAUCUUCAAGCUCCUUCAGCAACGGUCUACAGUCUCUAUCUGGCUUUACGAGCAGCUUGCUUUCCGCAUAGAGGGAAAAAUCAGGGGUUUUGACGAGUUCAUGAACCUUGUCAUUGACGAUGCAGUGGAGGUUCGCAUGGCUACAAAGUCCGAAGAAGAGAAGCGGAGACCUCUAGGUAUGCGGCAGUUCAAGCUCUUGUUCAUUCCCCUGGGCGCUGCAAUGCUGAUUAUAUUCUUGAACAACCUAGGCCAAAUACUGCUCAAGGGCGAUAACGUGUCUCUUAUUCAAGCCGUGCAGUGA